UCUCAAUCGCUUAAGCUCCUCAACGCGUCAACACCAGGAUCCACUGCACAACGCGCGCGCCCACGAUGAGCUCAUACAGACCAUACCCGCCUCAAGGCAAUGCUCGGGACGACCGCAAUCGCGGUCGUUACGAUUCCCGUUCUUCGCAUCAUCAGCCGCCGCCACCUGGAGCAGGCGACAAUUGGCGCAACCCGUGGCCCGAAGACCGUGAGUACCGCCACCUCUCAAGAUCGCAAUCUCCACCGCGGCAUUUCGACCGUUUUGGUUCUGACAGAGGACACAAUCAAAUAGGACGAAGAUCAGGAGGCUACGAUGGAUACAGACCCGAUAACCGACCGCCUCAGGGCGACUUCACCUUCCGGAUGGAUAAGCCUUCUGGCGUUGGCAGCACCUCCAGAGGAGACUCAUACCGCCCCGGCGCAUAUCAGGGCAACGAUAGAAGAAGGGCCCCACGCGCUCGUGGUGGAUUGUUUCGUGGUCGCGGUAGGGGCGGGUACCAGAAGAUCAUCCCGGCCGAGCGCGAGCUCUUGCGCACCCGCCGCGAUGGAGUCGACGAGAACCUGGUCAACGAGGAGGGCGCCGGUGUAGUAUACCGCGACAUCAAUGACCUUUCGGACGAUGAAGAGGCCGACAUGGAGAUUUCGGACAACUCUGACGAUGAUGACGAGGAAUCUGGUGAGCCUUCUAGCAAGCGCGCCCGCCGCGCUGGCAACGACGAGUCGGGUAACAGCGUCCCGAAAUGGUCGAACCCAGACCCGUACACCGCCCUGCCCCCGCCCGAUGCGGCGGAACGCAAGAAGAAGGACAUGGUCAAGAUGAUUCGGAAGGCACGAGUCGACGAAACUGCCGCAGACAAGCUCAAGGCCAGCACAGAAGCCGAGGAGUUCAUUUCCUUCGACUUUGACGAGCCCAACGAUGAAGAAGAGAUCAUUCUUCCUCCUUCUGAGCCACCCUCGCCUCCUCCUCCCCCUCCUCCUGGCCCCGCGCCUCCUCUGCAAUCCUCAUCCAUCGCCUCGAGAAUCGCGCCCAGCGGUCCUCGUUCCGAUCGUUCACCUGCUAUUAACGGAUCAGCAGCCUCGACAGCGCCAUCCACGCCAGGCAAGCCUUCAACUUUGCCGCCCAGGCCCGCUGCGCCCAACGACGCUCUCGGCUCCCGGAAGCGCACAGUCGACGACCACAUCAAGCCUCCUACAUACGCUCCGCUCAAGAAAGUCAACAAAAUGCCUGUGGGUGGUGCCAUUCUGCCUGAGUGGAAGGUGACCAAAGGCGAGGAUCCCACGCCCUGGAUCGACGCCGACCAUUCCAAAACCUCGGACAUCAGUGUUUGGCUUCACAAGGAGAUUGUCGACUUCUACGAGGUCGUACGCCCUCGCGACUUUGAGCACGAGAUGCGAACACGGCUUGUCGAACGAAUUCGCUCAGCGCUCAAAACCAACCGUUUCUACAAGGAAUGCGAUGUUCGCCCAUUUGGCUCAUACAUGUCUGGCCUCUACUUACCCACAGCUGAUAUGGACUUGGUCAUUUGUGAAAGAAGCUGGCUGAAUGGUGCCCAUUCCAACUUCUUCGGCAUCAAGGCUCUGAGGAGCUUUGGUAAGUUCCUGUCGUCCAAGCGCCUGACCCAUUACAACAGCAUGGAGUUCAUCGCAGGCGCCAAAGUCCCUCUCGUCAAGUACAUUGAUACCGAAACCGGCCUUCGGGUUGAUAUCUCCUUCGAUCGCCUUGAUGGUCCCCAGGCGGUCAAGACAUUCAUUGAGUGGAAGAAGCAGUAUCCAGCCAUGCCAAUCAUCGUCACAAUGGUCAAGCACUUUUUGGCGAUGCGCGGUUUGAACGAGCCUGUAAACGGCGGCAUCGGAAGCUUCACUGUGACCUGCAUGGUCGUCAGCAUGCUACAGCUUAUGCCCUCUGUGCAAAGUCGCAACCUUACCCCCGAUCACCACCUUGGACAGAUGCUCAUGGAGUUCUUCGAUCUCUACGGAAACAGGUUUGACUAUGUCAACACGGCAAUCCGGCUGAAUCCUCCGGGUUAUGUUCACAAGGUAAGUUCAUCUUAGUGACCUUGUUGACCACGUUCACUAACGUUCCCAUCGCAGCACCGAGUUCAAGACGUCGUC
This is a messenger RNA of Colletotrichum acutatum, 2111 nucleotides long. RefSeq lists its product as uncharacterized. The transcript is spliced from 2 exons. Gene Ontology annotation, molecular function: poly(A) RNA polymerase activity; mRNA binding. Gene Ontology annotation, biological process: RNA 3'-end processing. Gene Ontology annotation, cellular component: TRAMP complex; nucleolus. Lineage: Eukaryota; Fungi; Ascomycota; Sordariomycetes; Glomerellales; Glomerellaceae. The record is from RefSeq and is a predicted model, not a curated record. The coding region runs from base 66 to 2051 and encodes 661 amino acids.